This is a messenger RNA of Sorex fumeus (smoky shrew), 5011 nucleotides long. It is a transcript of the gene CCDC15, whose product is annotated as coiled-coil domain containing 15. The transcript has 18 exons. NCBI's taxonomy places the organism in Eukaryota, Metazoa, Chordata, Mammalia, Eulipotyphla, Soricidae. The record is from RefSeq and is a predicted model, not a curated record. The coding region runs from base 377 to 4414 and encodes 1345 amino acids. Gene Ontology annotation, cellular component: centrosome.
GAAACAUCCCUGAGAAGGUGGGUGUGGACCAUGGCCUCCCACGCUUCCCCUGGGCUGUCCUGGACGUUGGCAGGUUCUGUGGUGUGAGGGGUCCGUCUCUCAGAGAAGCCUCCCACAGCGAAUUCCUGCCCCCCUGAGGAACUGAGCGGAACUCAGGCGCGUGUCCAUGGUUGCCGAACGUGCCCUAUUCAGCCCCUCUCCAGAAGGACAAAGGAGAGAGAUUAAUUGGCACCAAAGUGUUGGAAAGAACCAGCAUGUGCUGACCUAUUUAAGAUGGAUCGAGGACAUUCUAGAGAGAGUCUCUAGAGCUCAGUUCUUGUAAAGCUUCAGUGCUGAAGUCAAAACAGGAUGAAGGAUCCCGGGGGCCACCCUCGACAUGCAGGACUCCCCGAUGCCCGGGAACAUGGGUCCCCUCAAGCAGCCUCGGGGCAGCGCGAGGCCGCCCUUGGCCCUGAACCCCCUGAAGAGCCAGAAGGUGCUGGCGGUGCUGGCCGAGCGCAACCAGACGGUGAUGCCCGUCGGGGCUUGGGUGGAGCCGGCCCUGCCCGACCGGUCGGAAGUCCCCGCGCAUGUUUCAGCAUAUAGGAUCGAAGAAGAACUAAAGGAACAACUAAGAAAAAAACAAGAAGCCUUAAAGCAUUUUCAGAGACAAGUCAAACAUCGAGUAAAUCAGCAAAUUAAGCUGAGAAAAAAGCAGCAGCUUCAGAAGUUUUAUGAAGCAGCAGAAAAAGAAGGCUUCGUAGCCACGCAUUCUUCAGAACCGGCCCUCUUGACUCCUAGAAGCAGCAACAUUUUCCCAAGCAAUUUGAAUGCUGCCAGGGGGAGUGAGAAUAGACUAGAAGACAGAGAGACUCAAAAUGGAUCAUUCCAACAACAAGCCCAGGCUCUCUGUCAGACCAUGAAGAAGGCACGUCACCAGCUGGCGUCCUUGAAAACCGUGAGUCACAAGGACGCACCUCUGCUCCCUGGGGGCCUGAGAACAAGCUCUCCCACCAGAGAGGAAACUAACUCUAAAGAAUUUUCAUCUGUUUUCAUCGACAUCGAUGAGAAAGGCAAAGAGAAUUUGAUUGGGGGGGACCAGCAGGGCCUCCUUUCUGAGGAGGGGAACAUCCCUGUGGUCAGAGUGCAGAAAGUACAACUCAGAAAUUCAGUAUUUGAUGUUAUGGACAAAGAAAAGAUAGAGCAGUUUCGCCUCCUGGAUCUUCAGAAUAUUUCAGAAGGUUAUCUGUUGGAAACUAAGGAUGUUUGGACAGAAAUCCAGACCACCGAGCCUGAUAUCCAUGCUGCCAAACCUGCAGCACUGGCUGCUGAGACAGAAACUGAGGAAAUUAUGUUAGAAAACCAGAGCAUUGAGCUAGCAGACAGGAGAGCUGGGCUGGAAGGCAGGAUUUUCCUGUCUCCAAAGCAGCAUGUUCUGUCUAAAGAUCUGGGUGUUUUACCCAAAGGCCAUGGGAAUGAGGACCAGGACUUUCUACUUAGAGAGGGCUUUUUAUCCAAAGACCAGCAUCUUACACACAAAUUUGAGGACCAGGAUUUUCUGCCUAAAGUUCAGGCUUUCUUACCCAAAGGCCAACAUAUUCCUCAGAAAUCUGAGCACCAGGCCCUUCUACCUACAGAUCAGGAUUUUCUACUCAGUGGCCAGAGUCUUCCUCAGAAAUCUGAGCACCAGGAUCUUCUACCUAAAGAUCAGGGUGUUCUACUCAGUAGCCAGACUCUUCCUCAUGAGUAUGAGGACCAGGCUCUUCUACCUAAAGAUAAGGAUUUUCUACUCAGUGGCCAGAAUCUUCCUCAUGAGUAUGAGGACCAGGAUUCUCCACUUAAAGACCAAAAUUUUCGAUUUGACAACCUUCAUUUUUCUCACAAGAGUGAGAAACAGGAUUUUCCACCCAAAUACCAGGAUAUUCUACCCAAAGGCCAGAGGAUUUCUAAAAAUAAUGAGGGUCAGGAUUUUCUACCCAAAGGCCACAGUAUUCCUCAUAAAUAUGAGGACUCGGAUUUACCACCCAAAGGCCAGAAUGUUCCUUACAAAUAUGAGGACCAGAAUUUUCUACCCAAAGGCCAGAAUGUUCCUCACAAAUAUGAGGACCAGGAUUUCAAAGACCAGGAUUUUCUACCUAAAGGCCAGAAUAUUUCUCAUAAGUAUGAGGACCAGGAUUUUCUACCCAAAGGCCAGAGUGCUCCCCAUACAUGUAAGGACCAGGAUUUUCUAUUCAGUGGUCAGAGUAUUUCUCAGAAGUAUAAGAACCAGGAUUUUUCACCCAAAGACCAGGAUUUUCUUCCCAAAGGCCAGAGAAUUUCUAGCAAAUAUAAGGACCAGCAUUUUCUACCAAAAGGCCAGAAGGUUCCUCACACAUAUGAGGACCAGGAUUUUCUACCCAGUGGCCAGAGUAUUUCUCACAAGUAUAAGGACCGGGAUUUUCCACCCAAAGACCAAGAUUUUCUACACAAAGGCCAGAAUGUUCCUCACAAAUAUGAGAACCAGGAUUUUCUACCUAGUGGCCAGAGUAUUUCUCACAAGUAUAAGGACCAGGAUUUUCUUCCCAAAGGCCAGAGGAUUUCUCACAAAUAUAUGGACCAGGAUUUUCUACUCAAAGGCCAGCAUGAUCGUCACAAAUAUGAGGACCAGGAUUUUUCACUUAAAGACAAGGGUUUUGUGCCCAAAGGCCAGAAUAUUCCACACAAAUAUAAAGACCAGGAUUUUCUAUGUAAAAACCAAGAUUUUCUAUUUGAAGACCCAUGUUUUCCUCACAAACGUGAGAGACAGGAUUUCCAACCUACAGACCAGGAUUCUUUGCCCAAAGGGCAAAGAUAUGUGGACAUGGGUUUUCUACCCAAAGAUCAGCAUAUUCUUUCCUUAGAUCAGAAUAUGCUAAGCAAGUAUCAGGACCAGGGGUUUCUAUCCAAGAAUCAGAAUAUUAUGCUCAACUUUCUGGAUCAAGGUUCUCUACUUGAAGACCAGGAGAUUCUAUGCAAACAGGACCAGGAUUUUCUCCACAGUGAGCAGAAUAGUCCUUCCAAGUAUCAGAACCAGGAUUUUGUAUCUAAAGAGCAGAAUACUUUAUCCACCUAUCAGGAGCAGGAUGUUUUACCCAAGAGCCACCAGGACUUUUUACCUAUAUAUCAGGAAAAGUAUUUUAAGCAGCCAUCAUCUGCCUUGGCUUCUGGAAGAUGGUUAAAAGAGUGGCCACCAAUCGUCCAGCAGCACCUUCCACCCAGGCUUCAAGGCCAGCCCAGUGCCAGAGAUCAGUUAGACCAAAAGGAAGAAGAAAAGGAUCAGCAGGAAACAGCAUGUGUAAGGCAGCCAGCGCCAAUCUUGAUAGGUAGGCGAGGAAGAGAGGCUCUUCCUUUGGAUGCCCAUCAGGAUUUCCCACAUGGUCAUGGAGAUGAGGCUUUCACCAGGGACAAGAAAGUACGCUUCAAGGAACCACAGAGAGGCUUUUCCCCAUCUAAUUAUCAGUAUCUCUCUCCUCAGCACCAGAACCUUGCCUUCUUCAGAGAUCAGGACACACAUAUCAAGAAACCUUCAAGUACUGAGAGAUGGGCUGUUGAAAGAGGGCCAUCUGGAAGGCUAGGAGCACGUUUGGGCCAAUAUUCAAGAACUUGGCACACACUAAUAAACUUACAACCCACAAAGCAACCAUCUGUUGGGACAGCUGAAAGAUGGAAAGAGGGCUUGCUUCCAGAUGGCUCUGAGCAUCUUCCACCAAAGAUACAGAAAGGAACUUCCCGAAGAACACAGGUUUAUGAAGAUGGUCAGUCAGGACUGAACUCAGAAUUUCAAACUUCUCUGGCAUUUCAGUCUGGAGUAGAUCAAGAAGACAAGAAAGAGCGUCAAAAGCAGUUCCUGAGAUUUAGACGGCUUUUUAUGGAUAUUGAAAGGGAACAAGUAAAGGAACAACAGAGGCAAAAAGAACUUAAGAAGAAAGUUGAAAAAAUUAAGAAAAAGAAAGAGCAGCAGCGUCAUGCAGAAGAGCAGCAGAUAAUAAUGAAUUUGCAGGAGGAGCCUUACUCAGGGGAGGAGAUAGUUCCCGAUGACCAGCUACGACUCGAGAAAAGAGAAGAAUCCAGAGAAAGAAAGCAGAGAGAAAAGGAACAUCAGAGGUAUCUAGAAGCUCUAAGAAUCCAGAUCCAGGAGAAACUGCAGCUGAAUAAUAUCAUCUUGCCUGCGCUGUGCUGUUGUGGCCCCGAGUUCUGGGACGCGCAUCCUGAUACCUGCGCCAAUAACUGCAUCUUCUACAAAAAUCACAGAGCAUAUACCCGCGCACUGCAUUCUGUCAUCAAUUCCUGUGAUAUCCCUGAAGGACACUCAGGUCUUCGCAAGGCCAUCCAUAAUUAUGUUUUUGCAUACAAACAGACUUUGAAAAUUUGUAAUGAGAACCUGAAAUCAAGUGUUAAUAUUUCAAACUUCACUUAAAAUCAACCCUGAGAGAUUAUGUCGAAGAAGCCUUGAAGUGUAUAAAUGUAGACUUGGAAAGGACUGACCCAUGUAAUGGCGGUCUCUCCAAGCCUGUGGUCACUGUUGUUUCAGGCUCCACCUCGGGGCCAGGAGUGAGAGCUUCUCUCUGAACUUUUCUCGGCUGUGAGCAUCAUGGGAGUAUCUGGGGAGAGAGCUCAGAAGCGUGCUGUACUCGAAGCACAUGCUCUGCUCGUGCUGUGCCCGAAGCGUGCCCGCCUCUCAGUCCAGAGAGUUUCCUCUUCACUCUGCUCAGAUUGGAAGAGAUCAUAAGAAAUCUUCAGAUGAUCCCAUUCACGGUUUUUCUAGAAUGAGACCUUUGCAUCUGGACAAGAUGAAAAAUAUCUAUGAAGUUGAAAAGAUAAUAAUGAAAUUUUAGUUGGUGACCAUCUGGAUUGUGGUCAGCUUUUUGCCUUGUGUAUAAUGAUUAGUGAUGAGGAGAAUCUGAUGAACUUUUUCUUCACAUUUUUUCUUUAAAAAAUUAUGGCCACUUUUCUCAUGCAGCAAUAUUGGACAUAGAACAUUUUACUUUAUAUAUAUUUAUUAUAUUAAAAAAAC